AUGUCAGACAAGCUCAAGGAACGCAAAAGAACCCCCGUUUCCCACAAAGUGAUAGAAAAGCGGAGGAGGGACCGGAUUAACCGCUGCUUGAACGAGCUGGGCAAGACCGUGCCCAUGGCCCUGGCGAAGCAGAGUUCCGGGAAGCUGGAGAAGGCGGAGAUCCUCGAGAUGACCGUUCAGUAUCUGAGAGCCCUGCACUCCGCUGAUUUUCCCCGGGGAAGGGAAAAAGCAGAACUGCUAGCGGAGUUUGCCAACUACUUCCACUACGGCUACCACGAGUGCAUGAAGAACCUGGUGCAUUACCUCACCACCGUGGAGCGGAUGGAGACCAAGGACACCAAGUACGCGCGCAUCCUGGCCUUCUUGCAGUCCAAGGCCCGCUUGGGCGCCGAGCCCGCCUUCCAGCCGCUAGGUUCGCUCCCGGAGCCGGAUUUCUCCUAUCAGCUACACCCGGCGGGGCCCGAGCUCGCGGGCCACAGCCCCGGGGAGGCCUCCGUUUUCCCGCAGGGCGCUGCCCCCGGGCCCUUCCCCUGGCCGCACGGCACGGCCCGCAGCCCGGCGCUGCCCUACCUGCCCAGCGCGCCCGUGCCGCUCCCGAGCCCCGCGCAACCGCACAGCCCCUUCCUGGCGCCCGUGCAGGGGCUGGACCGGCACUACCUCAACCUGAUCGGCCACGCCCACCCCAACGCUCUCAACCUGCACCCCUGCCAGCACCCCCCGGUGCUCUGA
Neomonachus schauinslandi (Hawaiian monk seal) is the source of this 729-nucleotide messenger RNA. RefSeq names its product helt bHLH transcription factor (gene HELT). Gene Ontology annotation, cellular component: nucleus. Bases 1 to 729 code for a protein of 242 amino acids. Gene Ontology annotation, molecular function: DNA-binding transcription factor activity, RNA polymerase II-specific; protein dimerization activity; RNA polymerase II cis-regulatory region sequence-specific DNA binding. Lineage: Eukaryota; Metazoa; Chordata; Mammalia; Carnivora; Phocidae. The transcript is spliced from 4 exons. Gene Ontology annotation, biological process: regulation of neurogenesis; anterior/posterior pattern specification; regulation of transcription by RNA polymerase II. The record is from RefSeq and is a predicted model, not a curated record.